AAUAACAAAGCCUUUGACAUUUUGAUAUUUCUUCCCACAGUGCCCGCCAGCCAGCAGAACCCAGAGAGUGUGGUGGUGUCUGUAAAUAACAUCAGUGCACAUACUGGCUCUCAGGCCCUCCUGGUUUGUCAGAGCUAUCGCAUGGUAUGGACACAGGACAACCUUCUAGACAGGCAGCGUGUUCUACACUGGGACCUGAUUAGCAGUCAGGGGUACUACCGUGGGGAGCGGCUACUGGACAUGUUUUCAGCUGGAGAGCAACGCUUAUAUAGCGGAUAUAACCAAGGCCAUAUUCUGGUGUCACCAAGUGCCUUCCGAGAUGGCAAUUUCUCCUUGGUGAUAAAAGAUGUAUCAGCAAGUGAUCAGGGUCUGUAUUCAUGUAACCUCCACCAUCAUUACUGUCACCUGGAUGAAACAGUCAGAGUCCAGCUGAACACCACCAAGUCAGAACGUAAAGCAAAGAUGUAUUGGGAUGGCGAAAAAGUCGUUAUUGUGGCUUUAGUUGGCACUGACGUGGUACUACCAUGUGAGAACUGGAAUCAUAUAUGGACCGAUCGCCACCGAGAAACAGACCAGCAAGUGGUACAUUGGGAUCGGCAAGCCCCAGGAAUCCCACAUGACAGAGCUGAUCGCUUGAUCGACAUGUAUGCUUCUGGGGAGCAGCGGUCGUAUGGUCCUCUAUUCAUCAGAAGAAAGAUGAACAUCACAGAUGAAGCGUUUGCCCAUGGAGACUUUUCCCUUCAUAUAUCGGACCUGACAAAAGGAGAUGAAGGAACUACUCUUGCCAUCUUCACCAUCAUUACUGUGGACUUCAUGAACGUAGAAUCUUUCAUCUAAAAAUCUACGAUCCACCCAGGGAACCUCCUAAAGAACCUCCUAAAGAGCCUCCCAAAGAGCCCCCCAAGGAAGAGGAACCAAAGAAAACAAUCAAGGACUCCUCAGCAGCUCCAGCCAAAGAUUCCACCAUCAUCCGGGAAAACAAAGUGAUCAAUGUUAUAAUUCCGGAAAACAGGCUGCAUUUCUUCCAGCAGCUCGGAUACAUCCUGGCAACCCUUCUACUCUUCCUUCUCCUUCUCACAGCUGUAAUUCUCAUCACCCGCAAACACUGCAGAAAAGGUUAUGGUUAUCACAUGAGUAAACCUCAACCGAAAGAGGUCAACAUGAAGGAAAUUUGCUUGAGACCCCCAGACCUGAUUCAGUAUAAAAAGGAGGAUCUCCAUAUUGAUUAUAAAAAUAACAUCUUGAAGGAGCGUGCUGCCAUGGACAGACCCUUCACGCCAAAGAACAUUGACUUAGACCUCGAGCUACGCAAGGAGUACUGUAAAUAG
This is a messenger RNA of Staurois parvus, 1328 nucleotides long. Lineage: Eukaryota; Metazoa; Chordata; Amphibia; Anura; Ranidae. The record is from the annotation of a GenBank genome assembly.